Molecule: messenger RNA, 462 nt
Organism: Cornus florida
Lineage: Eukaryota; Viridiplantae; Streptophyta; Magnoliopsida; Cornales; Cornaceae
Exons: 1
Coding region: 1-462 (153 amino acids)
Source: RefSeq, a predicted model, not a curated record
AUGCAGACCAAAAACUCUACCAUAAAAACCAAACUCAGCCGGUUUUUGAAGGCACCCAUUAGAGUCUUGAUCAAGAUGAGGGACUUCUACAUCCAAAACAUGUCGGAGUGCGCCGGAGGGUUCGGACACGGCAGUGCCAUGGGGUGCCCUACUGCCCAAGUCUCCAUUUUGCCUAAGAGUUUCAGCGUCAACUCUUCAUUAUCAAGCAACAAUGAGGAAAUCAGUGACCUUAUUAAGGCUGCGUCUACUAAGAGUAGUCUUGGGGGCAAGAUUGAAUUGGAUCUUCGACGGAGACAGUUGCCAGUGACCGGAGUGAAUGUGGUGACGCGGUGUCAGAGUGUUGGGAUUGGAAGGAUUGAUGAAGACAGGCCUUGUGAAUUUGGUGAAGAUGUCAAGGUCAAGACUGUUGUUUAUCCAAGAAGCAAAAGCUAUGCUGUUUCGAAGAGAACCGGAGUGUUUUGA